AUGGCUUCCACUCUUCAGUCCACCAGCUACUCCAAGGAGAAGUACGCUAGCAGUCUCCAGUCAGACACAAUCCUGGAGGGCACCAAAGAAUGCGAGGCCCAGGUUGCGUUUGAUUUGGCUGAGGCCGUGCCCGGCGGCAGACACAAAAAGGUCGAGCCCGGUGUUGCGCUUCCGCCUCUUUUCAGAACCAUGUCGCAUGAGGUCGACUAUUCCAAGAAGGGGAACUUGACCGACCCAAAAGUCAAGUUCGCCAAUGUCACCUACCACUGCGAAGACCCACACUGGAUUGCAGAGAGCUUCCACUCCAACCUCCAGACAGGUCUCAACGUGCAGGAGCACCAAGCCGCUGUGAAAAAAUACGGUGAAAACGUCCAAAGUCCUCCACCAAAGAAUAUCGCCAAGAAGCUGUUCAUGUACUUCUUUGGGGGUUUCGGUGCCUUGCUUCUUGUCGCUGGUAUUUUGUGCUGCAUCUGUUGGAAACCUUUGGGCGAACCAGCCCCAGCCGUUGCCAACUUGGCCUUGGGAAUUAUUCUUUUCGUUGUCUUCUUCCUGCAGGCAAUCUUCAACUUUCUUCAAGACUACUCCUCAUCUAACGUCAUGAAAUCCAUCAAUAAUUUGAUCCCAGCCGAAUGCUCUGUCUUCCGUGAUGGUUCUCUCAAAAUCGUCGAGGCCAAAGAAUUGGUUCCAGGUGACAUUCUCAGUCUCACUGCCGGAUCCAAACUUCCUGCAGACGUCAGAAUCUUUGAAUGCUCGAGUGACUUAUCGUUGGAUCGUGCUAUCUUGACCGGUGAGGCUGUUCCUCUCCAAGCUACCGCCAAAAACGAUUCCAAAGACUCAAACUAUUUGGAAAGUAGCCGUAUCGGUUUACAGGGUACUUUCAUUGUCAGUGGCUCAGGUAAAGGUAUCGUUGUUGCCACUGGUGAUAACACUGUUUUCGGCUCCAUUGCUAAGAUGACUUCGGAGCCAAAGAAAGGUUUGACCCCAAUCCAAAAGGAGAUCUUUAGGUUCGUGGCUAUUACUGCUUCAAUCAUCGUCUUUCUUGGUGUUUUGGUCAUUAUCUUGUGGGCAGCGUGGAUUCGCCGCAGCUACCCAAACUGGAUUCCUGUUGCUACUUUGAUUGUUGACAUCGUGUCUGUUGCAGUUGCCUUCAUCCCAGAAGGUCUUCCAAUUGCUUUGACCACGUGUCUUGUCAUCACUGCAUCUCAAAUGAAAAAAAAUAAAAUCUUGUGCAAGAGUUUAUCAACCGUUGAAUCUUUGGGCUCAAUCAGUGUCUUAUGCUUCGAUAAAACUGGUACUAUCACCAAAAACAAUAUGUCUGUCACUAAUAUCUCCAGAGGUGUGAAGGAAUUGAAUGUUCAAGAGUUGGGUGACGAAGAAGAUUCCGGAUCCACCGCCACUAACCACUUCCUUACCAUCUCCACCUUGUGUAACGACACUGCCAUUACCGUUUCAGGUGAUCUGACAGGUAACGCAACUGAUAAGGCUAUCUACAAAUUUUCAACAAAUGUUCAAUCUAAGUCUGAGCUAGAAAGCAAGUGGAAUACUGUUUUCGAACUUGCAUUUAACUCCAAGGAUAAAUAUAUGGCAAAGCUUGUUGAACCUGUCGAUAAAUCUACCAAUUCAGCCUUUGCUCAAGUUGGAAUCACAGAAGAAAUCGAUUCUGAACAUUCUGGUUUGUUGUUGGUUAAAAGUGCCCCAGAUAUCAUCCUAGAAAAAUGUAAGUAUGUUAUGACACCAAGUGACGAAGGUACCGAUUCAGUAGUCGAGGAAAUCAGCUAUGAGCUCGAGUCGCAAAUUGUUGAGAUCAAAAAUAGAUGGUCUGCUCAAGGUAAAAGAGUAAUUUUGCUUGCUUCCAUGGUUCUUGAUAAGCAUGAUUUAAACUUUGACGACGGUGCUAAUACUAGAGAAUUCAUUCAAGCAGAAAUUGCAAACGGUAACUUAUGCUUAGUUGGUUUAAUUGGAAUUCAAGAUCCCCCACGUAAAAACAUAGACAAGGUUAUUGACAAAUUGAGAGAUGCUGGUAUCAAGAUUGCCAUGAUUACCGGUGAUUUUGAGUUGACUGGUUUGGAAAUUGCAAGACAGGUUAACAUUGUUACUAAGCAAGUCGACAAGUAUAGUGACCUUGUUGACUUCAACGAGGACUCCUACAUCAGCCAUGAAGAUGAAGAAGAAGCCGAUUACAUUUUGAUCAACAAAAAGGAGCGUGUUAGAGUGAUAAAUCGUGCAUUGAGUCUAACAGGUAACGACAUAGAUGCUUUGAGUGAGUUUCAAUGGAGAAAUGUUGUUCGUUAUGCCGAAUUGGUUUGUACUCGUACCACUCCUGAACAUAAGUUAUUGAUCAUAAAGCAAUUCCAAAAAUAUGGUGCUAUUAUCGGUAUGACUGGUGAUGGUAUCAACGACUCUCCCUCUUUGAAGCAAGCUGAUGUUGGUAUUUCUUUGAUCGAUGCCUCGGAUAUUGCCAAGGAAGCUUCUGAUUUGAUUCUCAUGAACGACGAUGAAGAUGAAGAAGAUGCUUUGUUCAAUUCGAUCAUUGAAGCUUUGAAAUAUGGUCGUUUAGUUUUCGAAAAUUUGCGCAAAACUAUUGCCUAUUUGUUGCCAGCUGGUACAUUUGCCGAACUUUGGCCUGUGCUGUUGAACAUCAUUUUCGGUGUGCCACAGAUGCUUUCUUCAUUCAAUAUGAUCAUUAUUUGUUGUUUAACGGAUUGUGUUGGUGCGAUUUUCCUUGCCUACGAACCAAGUGAAAGCAACUUGCUCAAAAAGAAGCCAAGAAGCGUCAGCGGCGAGAGGUUGGUCGAUUACAAGCUUUUCUUACAUUCCUACUUCACCAUCGGUACCUUCUAUGCUUUCACCAGUUUCUUGGUUGCCUUCAUCAACUUGCAACGUCAUGGUUUUAAAUUCUCAGUGUUUGAUUUAAGUUAUGGCUCUUACAGCAACUUACCAAACGUCAACGAGUAUAUUAACAUGAGCUCUUCCAUCUACUUCGUCAACUUGGUUAUCAUGCAAUUCUUCAACUUGAUGGCCAUGCGGACAAGAUACUUGAGUUUUUUCCAGCUUGAUCUUUUGAAGGAUAACCGGUUCAUAUACUUUACUGUUCCAUUUGGGUUGGCAGUGACCUUCAUCAUCAACUACAUCCCAGCCAUCCAAAAUGCAUUGGGUACCAACCAAGUUCCUGUUGAAUACUACUUCAUUGCCCUUGGUUUUGGCUUGAUCGUCUUUUCUUACGAUGAAUUCCGUAAAGGCAUGGUCAGAAGAUAUCCAAAAGGGUUCUUUGCUAGAAUUGCUUGGUAA
Pichia membranifaciens NRRL Y-2026 is the source of this 3288-nucleotide messenger RNA. RefSeq lists its product as hypothetical. Gene Ontology annotation, biological process: potassium ion import across plasma membrane; proton transmembrane transport; intracellular potassium ion homeostasis. Gene Ontology annotation, cellular component: membrane. The record is from RefSeq and is a predicted model, not a curated record. Bases 1 to 3288 code for a protein of 1095 amino acids. Lineage: Eukaryota; Fungi; Ascomycota; Pichiomycetes; Pichiales; Pichiaceae. Gene Ontology annotation, molecular function: ATP hydrolysis activity; ATP binding; P-type sodium:potassium-exchanging transporter activity. The transcript has a single exon.